Molecule: messenger RNA, 1446 nt
Organism: Pieris macdunnoughi
Lineage: Eukaryota; Metazoa; Arthropoda; Insecta; Lepidoptera; Pieridae
Source: the annotation of a GenBank genome assembly
AUGAUUACAGACCAAUACUCGCUGGACAGUGAGUAUAUAAAGCGAUAUCUGGGUGAGCUGACUCCGAUCCAGGAAUCCAGGCUUCUGCAGCUAAGAAAGUGGAUAGCUGAUCUGCAGAAGGGCAAGGUUCCCAGCGAUACGACACUUCUUCGUUUCCUCCGCGCGAGAGAUUUCAACGUGGAAAAGGCGAGAGAGAUGCUCUCCCAGUCUCUCCUAUGGCGGAAGAAACACCAAGUGGACAAGAUCCUGUCGGAGUACGAGACUCCUGAUGUCGUCAAACAGUAUUUCCCUGGGGGCUGGCAUCACCACGAUAAAGACGGCCGACCCCUAUACGUGCUUCGUCUGGGGCAGAUGGAUGUUAAGGGACUGCUGAAGUCAAUUGGAGAGGAUGGUCUUCUUAAGUUGACUCUUCACGUAUGUGAAGAAGGCUUGAAAUUACUAGAAGAAGCAACUCGAUCGUCAGAGCACGCUGUCCAUUCCUGGUGCCUCUUGGUAGACCUUGAUGGUUUGAAUAUGAGGCAUCUAUGGAGACCAGGCGUCAGGGCUCUGCUACGAAUUAUCCAGAUAGUGGAAGCCAACUACCCCGAGACCAUGGGCAGAGUUCUCAUCGUCAGAGCUCCUAGAGUCUUCCCGAUAUUGUGGACUAUUGUGAGCACGUUUAUCGAUGAAAACACCCGCAGUAAGUUCUUGUUCUACGGUGGCAAGGAUUAUUUACAAGCUGGAGGGUUACUCGACUAUAUACCCAAAGAAUACAUCCCAGACUUCCUCGGCGGGCCCUGCAAGUCGGACAUAGUAGAGACAUCAUUGUUCGUGCCUCAUCGUUUUUACAAAUACGUACGACACAGUUUUGUCCACGAGGGCGGGCUGGUACCGAAGAGUUUGUACGCGAGCGGCGCCUUCACAGAAAGAGACGGGGAUCCUCUCUCCGAAGAUAGUAUAUAUAGAUCCGUCAGCCUGGCCAAAGGACAGGUUCACGAAAUGAUAGUGGUGAAUCGUGACCCUCAGAGUGUACUGACGUGGGACUUUGACGUGCUCCGUCACGAUAUCUCUUUCACCGUAUUUCGGACUGACUGCGAGCUGGAGCAGCCCGACCAGACCGAUCACGCUGCUGCAGUUUGCGUGGGAGGGGCGGCCAUAGAGGAGGGUAAAUCUUUGUUGGAGGCGCGAGGGUGGCGAGAGGGAGAACAUUACCAUCGCGUGGAACCUGCCCUUAUUUGCCACGACGGGGAAAGCAUACAGGGCUCCCACGUGAUGUCUGAAAGCGGCAGUUAUCUGCUGCAGUGGCGCUGUGAGCUGCUCGACUCCUCUCGUGCAGCCCAGCUCAUGUACUUCCACGAGAUCCUUGCCAGCCAUCACUACAAAGGUUCUAUGUCGAGCCUCCAAUCGGCCACGAGCGGAUUCUCCUGCUUGAGCAACAAGUCGGGUAGCUCCUGCCCGUCGCGGUGA